AUGGGAGUGCCACCACCGGGGAUCCGAUGGACAGCAUUGCCCCUUCGACUCCUGGCUGUCGCUUCUCUUACCCUUGACAUCAUUUUCGCGAUCAUCAUUGAUGUUCGCUACGGCACAUCUGCGGGAUUCUACUAUGCUAUUUUUAUCCUAUGGCUCAUCCAUAAUGGCGCUGAUCUACAUCGCCUCAUCCGCAAUAAAAGCCGGCUUCCCUUUGGAGUAUCGAUUUUCUUGGAUCUCAUUGGCAUCGGCGCAAUGUUCGGGGCACUUCUCUUACUUCAGCUACGAGGCUAUGGCGGGCGUACAGUGACGGAGUUGGGGCUGGAUAUUGCUGAAGGGAUACAUUACUGCGCAACGCGCGGGAAAAGGAAGCGUGAAAAGGCUGCAAAACGGGCUGCGCGCCAGGCUCGCCUGGCUGCUCAAAACCAAGAGGCUGUGAAAACAUCCUAG
This is a messenger RNA of Uncinocarpus reesii 1704, 447 nucleotides long. RefSeq lists its product as uncharacterized. Bases 1 to 447 code for a protein of 148 amino acids. The transcript has 3 exons. The record is from RefSeq and is a predicted model, not a curated record. Lineage: Eukaryota; Fungi; Ascomycota; Eurotiomycetes; Onygenales; Onygenaceae.